Messenger RNA from Humulus lupulus (European hop), 856 nucleotides. RefSeq lists its product as uncharacterized. Gene Ontology annotation, biological process: regulation of transcription by RNA polymerase II. Lineage: Eukaryota; Viridiplantae; Streptophyta; Magnoliopsida; Rosales; Cannabaceae. The record is from RefSeq and is a predicted model, not a curated record. The coding region runs from base 384 to 764 and encodes 126 amino acids. The transcript has 5 exons. Gene Ontology annotation, cellular component: NuA4 histone acetyltransferase complex; nucleus.
UGCCUCAACUCAGUUGUACUUAGAACUGAAACCGACCUAUGGUGUUGGGCCUAACUCACUCGCCUAUUAAUUCAUUUUGGGCUUCACUGACAAAAUGGCCAGCCCAAAAUCAAAUUCGACCCUAGAAAAAGUACAAGCCCAGGAAGCCCGUCCUCUUUGAUAAUAUGAAGAAAAAGAAAACAAAAAGAAAUUCAAAACCCUAGCAAGAAAAUCAGAGGGGAAAAAGAAAAGUAAAAAUAAUAAUUUUCCCUUUUAUUUUCUGCUGUUGUCUGAAAAUAUUUGACAGUAGCAGAAAAAGAGAGCGUGAUUUUCUUCGCGGGCGAUCCAUAUGUAUAUAUAUAUACACAGACAUAAUAUAUAUGUAUUUAUGAAUUAAAGAGAAGAUGGAGAGUGGUGGCAAAGCAAGGGAAGAGGAACAAGACGGAAUGUCCGUACACUCUCCUUGCAAGGCUCCCCCGUCCUCUGCUUCUUCUCUCCCAAAGGAGCAAUCACAGGUUGAAUUGGAGCUUAGACUGUUAGAAGCUCUCGAAAUUUAUCCUCCUAUUAAGCUGCAAGGCAUACACCGCCACUUUGUUCUUUUUGGUUUAAUGGAGUUUUUGCGGAAAAGUUUUAACAGACAGUUUUCUUCUGAUGAGGUUCUACAGUUGCUGGAUCGUUUCUAUAACUUGGAAGUGUUGAAACCAGAUGAUGAGGAUGUUGAAGUCUUGAAUCACGAAGAAGAUUUUAGCUUGCCUCAGAAUUUCUUCGUUAAGGAAGAAACAUAAUUCAUAAUUAACGAUCAUUUGUAAAUACGCUUUAAUAGUGUUUGUUCUUGUAAAGAUUCAGCCUCCCUAGAUGAUUUAUCGGUCAUUUUCAA